This is a messenger RNA of Gregarina niphandrodes, 1782 nucleotides long. RefSeq lists its product as hypothetical. The record is from RefSeq and is a predicted model, not a curated record. The transcript has a single exon. Bases 1 to 1782 code for a protein of 593 amino acids. Lineage: Eukaryota; Apicomplexa; Conoidasida; Eugregarinorida; Gregarinidae.
AUGAAGCAGGGAACAGGUCGCUCAUCUUGUGUGUUUACGAGGUGUUCGUUGGCUGAGUUAUGGUUCACCAUGACGGCCCGGGCAACGAGCACUGGCGUAACUCAAUCAUUUGACGAGGUGGAGCUUUCGUUGCAUGGAGACAACGAAGAGUUGAUUCCCUGGGCGUUGUGUAGAGCCAGUCAGUUCCAUCACUCACUAGGGCCAGUACUCAUUCGACAGUCUAGUUACAAGAAUGCGCUUACUUGUGAAACGGAUUGGUGCAAUAACACAUUCGUUGCGUGCGUGGCUGAACGACUGAGUGAUAAAGCUACGGUGGAAACAGCAUGUAGACUCCGGGACAGGAUUACAGAUGAAUACAAACAGCAAAUCCAAAAGUAUAAGAACAUCAUUCUGUCGCUUCAGUCGAACCCUCAACUGCAGAAAAACCUGCAGAAUAAGUCCGUUCAGGAAGGUGAUGAACUCUCUGACAAGGAUGACGCCAAAAAGGAUGACGCCAAGAAGGAUGACGCCAAAAAGGAUGACGAGCCAUCUAGCAAGGAUGACGCUAAAAGAGAUGACGAGCUAGCUGAGAAGGAUGGCGCUAAAAAGGAUGACGAACUUGCCAAGAAGGAUGACGAACCUGCUAAGAAGGAUGACGAACCUGCUAAGAAGGAUGACGAGGAACAGUCAGAAGAGGAGAAGUCCAAAGACCUUAUUGUCGAACUGCAGACUAAAAUAGAGGAAUUAGAGGACCUGGUUGUUAGUAGUAGGGAAAAGUGUGAGGAUCUUUCAGCUUCUGAUUUAAAGAUGGCAUAUCGUUUAUAUCAAUAUCAAAUUGAUUUGGGUACAGUCUUAGGUUAUUUGAACUUGAAGUCGGAUGAGCUUAAAGAAGCAUUUGACAAGAAAUUGGAGGAAGUGGAGGAUGAUGUGGCAGAGGAUAACACCUUUAAGAGUGAUGAGGAAAAUUCAAAGCAGAAAAUUGUUAGUUUAUACUCAACAGUAAAAUGGAGCCUGGAUGAUAUGAUAGCAGUGGGUGUAGCAAAGAAAAUGGUAGAAAGGUUAAUGGAUAAGACCGAGGUAGAAGCCGCAGCGGCAGACGACAAGCCUGUAGAGGCUGAUGCCAAGGCUGCAGAGUCUGAUGCUAAGCCUGUAGAGUCUGGUGCUAAGCCUGUAGAGUCUGAUGCUAAGCCUGUAGAGUCUGAUGCUAAGCCUGUAGAGUCUGAUGCUAAGCCUGUAGAGUCUGGUGCCAUCUCUGCCUCUGCGGAGAACGUAGCUGGCAGCGAGUGUGGUGGGAAGGAUGAUGUGAAGGACGACGCGGAAGACAUAGUGUAUGUUCGUUACGAUUUUCAGGGUCGUGCUAAGACGGCCAACUUGCCUGUACCUCAGUUUAAUAUAUACAAGUGGUUCCACGCUUGGAAAAAUGGUUCCGUAAUGGCAAUGGAUAGCUACGGUCGAAUUUCAGCGGAAAGAUUUAAGGAGCUACAUGACAAGUUCCAGGAGAGUCAAGGCACGUUAUUGCCGACCAUGUCCUACGGUGUUUGGUCAGUAGAUUAUCCCACUUUCACUCGAGCCCUUCAAGAAUCUCGAGCGGCUUUGCGAAAUGGGCAGCAACAUCCACUUACAAAGAUCACCAAACAUCAAACCAUCUCAAACUCGCCCAAUGACCACAAGUUCCAAAUGUAUGCCGCUUCACUUAUCAGACAAGAUAAGGCCGCUGCCGAUAUCGGAGAAGAUGAACGUCAACAGAAUGACUCUAAAGAAGUUGAGGAAUAUAAGAAGAGGAAGGCGGAGUCCGAUGAGUAG